Messenger RNA from Baudoinia panamericana UAMH 10762, 1440 nucleotides. RefSeq lists its product as uncharacterized. The transcript has a single exon. Lineage: Eukaryota; Fungi; Ascomycota; Dothideomycetes; Mycosphaerellales; Teratosphaeriaceae. Bases 202 to 1203 code for a protein of 333 amino acids. The record is from RefSeq and is a predicted model, not a curated record.
CCGCCGCUAGCGUUUGUUCCCAGCCACCGUACUUCUUAUUGUCCACAAUCCAUUGUUCUAUGGAGAAAUCCCCUUUCUCUCUUCCACCUGCACAGUAGCUCUUCAGCUUCUGCCGUCUGCAAGCACACUGCAAGCACACUGCAAGCUGCAGCCUUUAAUCAAGCAAAAAAACAAACGAAACCACACUCAAUGUCACCGGACAUGGCGAGCGCCGGAUCCGCCGCCAUGCUCUUCAUCAUGGUCAACAUCCAAGCCGUCCUGUUACGGCUGAAGUGCGCCAUCGUGCAGUGCGAGACGGUCGGGCCCGUCUCCUUGCCGCACGCCAUCAAUUACGUCCCAACCAGGAUGUACAAGCUCACCAACGCUCCGACGGUGCUGGACACCGUCACCGCCACUUCCGACCUUUCCCGCCUGCCGCCCAGCCUCCACGCCGUCCGCCUGCUCCUGCUCGCUCUCCUCCUGCUUCUUCUCACCAUCGGUGUCCUUGCAACAGCAUACCGUGGCAUACAUCGCCGGUACAGCGGGGUGGCCUGGGCUUUGAGAACUUCGCUCGAACAAUCCCAAGGCCAUCAACGGGACAAUGCGCUACUCAGGACCCGGAUAGACGUUAAUGCAUCGCAACUCGACUUGGAGAAAGCUGCCGCCGAGGAGACAAUGGCCGAGCAAUCUUCUCGCCACGAGGCUGAUAUGAAGGCACUACAGUGGGAGAUAGAGCAGCUCAGGAUCUCCGCCGAGGAUGAGAAGCGGGCGCACCAGAUUGCGUUAGCAGCAGUAACCGAGCAGUCUUCCCUCGACCGGAUCACCACCGAGGACCUCCAAAGGCAGGUCAAGCAGCUUAAAGCCAGCAUCGAGGUUGAGAGGGGCGCGCAUCAAAACGCGCUGACCACGGUAACCGAGCAGUCUUCCCUCGACAAGUCUACCGUCCAGGAUCUCCAGGUGCAGGCUGAGCAGCUCAAAGCAAGUAUUGAGAACGAGAAGCAAGCAUCCUUCAACGAAGGCCUCAACAAGGCCAAGCAGCGGAACGGCAAGAAGCAGCAGGAAAGGAUGCAGGCACAGCGCAAGCAAGGCGCCGUCGCUGCGCUCGUGAAGAUUGGGUACGCAGAGGGUUCGCCGAACAGCAUGAAGAUAGCGGAGAAGGUGGUUCAAGACUAUCGGGAUAGUUUCGCCGCGAGGAAGAGUGGCACGGCGGGUGAAGAAUAUUAGGGAUGACGGCUAAGCAUAGGAUGAGAAUGUGCCGCUGGGGGAUUGCGAGAAUUUUACUGAUGCGAAGCUGUCUUCGGAAAAGCUUGCUCAGGACGGAUCUACUGUAGGGAAGCGGCAAGUGACUGCACAAGGGCAGAGUGGUAGUGGUGAAGGCUGUCAUUUGAUAAGCCUCGCCACGAACCUCUUACGCGCCAUUUUGCCGGAUAUGCAGAAGCUAUGACAUCUUGUACCAUGAUG